Messenger RNA from Arachis ipaensis, 813 nucleotides. RefSeq lists its product as uncharacterized. Gene Ontology annotation, molecular function: nucleic acid binding. Lineage: Eukaryota; Viridiplantae; Streptophyta; Magnoliopsida; Fabales; Fabaceae. The record is from RefSeq and is a predicted model, not a curated record.
AUGGCUGAUGAGUUGUAUAAGAAGGGGAUCGAUGGAAGUUUGUCGAGAUGUUUAAGCCAGGAUGAUAAAGAUAUUGCUUUAGGUGAAGUUCAUAAAGGGAUAUGUGGUGCCCAUCAAGCGGGAAAGAAGAUGAAAUGGAUGUUAUAUCGCAACCACGUGUAUUGCCCAUCCAUGAUAAAAAAAAUUGCAUCGAUUAUGCAAAGGCAUGUCAGGAAUGUCAAAAACAUGGCUAAUGGGCAAGUGGAGGAAGCAAAUAAAAUCCUGAUAAGUCUGAUAAAAAAGCAUAUCGGGAAUAGACCUCGAACGUGGCAUGAAACUUUAAGCCAAGUAUUAUGGGCAUAUCGAAAUUCACCAAGGGGGUCAACAGGUACUUUGCCUUCUAAAUUGGUUUAUGGCCAUGAUGCGGUGCUACCACUAGAAAUUAAUUUGAAUACUUUGAGAGUAUCGAAACAGAAUGACUUGCUAGUCGAUGAUUACUGGAAUGCAAUGUUUGAUGAGUUGAAUGAAUUAGAUUCAGAGCGAAUCCUGGCACUUGAUAAUAUAAUUCGACAAAAAGAAAGUGUUGCUCGAAGUUAUAAUCGUCGAAUAAGAGAAAAGUGUUUCAGUAUAGGUGAGUCGGUUUUAAAAGUUAUUUUGCCAAUGGAAAACAAAUCGAGAUUUCUUGGCAAAUGGUCCUAUACUUGGGAGGGUCCUUUCCAAGUGAUAGGAUUAUAUUCAGGAAAUGCAUAUCGGAUCAAAGAUAUCGAAUCGGGAAAUGUAAUUGACUCGAUUAAUGGAAAAUACUUAAAGCAAUAUUAUUGUUUGCUAAAUUAA